AUGCUCAUCUCGUGUCCUCUCUCUAUCUCUCUUUCUCCCAACCUCAAACCAACAAAGAAGAGAGCAAAUUUUUAGUCUCUUCUUUCUCCAUAACAAUGGCAGCCUAUGGAAGCUUUCACCGAAUAUUCGAUAACCCAAGACAAGACAACUCUCCAAAGUCUUUUCUUGAUACUCUCUCCUCUUCUUCACCUUGGAACCCAAGCAAAGGCCUCCACGUCACCACCCACCACGACGAAACGCCGCCGCCGUUUACAGAGAUAUUCGGUGAGCUUCAUUUCAGAGAAUCAUCCCAUUCUUCUUACGAGAAAACCUCAGCCGAGAACAGCAGUCUCCAACUGUGUACGGAAGGAUUAGGGUCAGAGAGUUAUUACGACUUGGAAGAUGAAAAAGUCAACGUUAAUGUCAACGGUAACGGAGAAGAUCAUGAUGAAGAAGAGAGUAUUGAAGUGAAGGGUAAAAAAGAUAACGGAAGCAACGAUGAGGAGGAGUGGGAACCAAGAAGGAAGGAACGGAAAGAGUAUCCUCCGGCGAUGACUAGGAUGAGUUUCAAGACGUAUAGAAAAGAAGGGAGGCUUGUGUUGGAAGAAGUUAGGAUUCCGAGGAGAGAGUUUCUUCGAGCAAGCCGCGAAGAUGGUCGACUCAGGUUGAAGUUGGUUCAACCCGAGGACGACCAUGACGAAGAGGAAGAAACUGAGAAAGAUAAACAUGACGAUGAUGAAUAAUUUUGCGAUUUUGCAUAGAAUUGUAUCCAUUGGUCCGCAAGAAAAAUGUCAAUUAUGA
This is a messenger RNA of Arabidopsis arenosa, 780 nucleotides long. The record is from the annotation of a GenBank genome assembly. NCBI's taxonomy places the organism in Eukaryota, Viridiplantae, Streptophyta, Magnoliopsida, Brassicales, Brassicaceae.